ACGAGGAUAAAAAACCAAAAGGAUUCUGAUCGAACCUCUGCUUUCUCGUUUGUUCUUGUUGUUGCUACUGUUCACCUUCUUGGCUCCGUGCCCAAGAACAGAGCUUGGGUGAGAUUAAUGUAGGGAAGGGGCUUUGAAGAUAGCGAUGUUGGCAAUGGAGAAGGAUUUUGAUGCUAAGUUGAUGAUUCAGGGCAACGGUUCUAAUGGCGCCAAUGUUCCGAGAUCCAAGAGCUUUUCCUUUCGUGCUCCUCAGGAGAAUUUUACAAUCCAGGAUUUUGAAUUGGGGAAGAUAUAUGGAGUUGGUUCAUAUUCCAAGGUUGUAAGGGCGAAGAAGAAGGACACAGGAACUGUAUAUGCAUUGAAGAUAAUGGACAAAAAAUUCAUCACCAAAGAAAAUAAAACUGCUUAUGUGAAGUUGGAAAGAAUUGUUCUUGAUCAGUUGGAUCAUCCUGGUGUUGUCAGACUAUUUUUUACCUUUCAGGAUACUUUUUCUUUGUACAUGGCAUUGGAGUCUUGUGAAGGCGGAGAACUUUUUGAUCAGAUAACUAGGAAAGGUCGUCUGUCAGAGGAAGAAGCUCGGUUUUAUACGGCCGAAGUGGUCGAUGCCCUCGAAUACAUACACAACAUGGGAUUGAUACACCGAGAUAUCAAGCCUGAAAAUUUGCUACUUACUUCUGAUGGACAUAUCAAAAUAGCUGAUUUUGGCAGUGUAAAGCCGAUGGUCGAUAGUCGAAUUACGGUUCUUCCAAAUGCAGCAUCGGAUGAUAAAGCUUGUACAUUUGUGGGCACUGCUGCAUAUGUUCCUCCAGAAGUCCUUAAUUCUUCCCCUGCAACUUUUGGAAAUGACCUUUGGGCUCUCGGGUGCACCGUGUACCAGAUGCUGUCGGGGACCUCUCCUUUUAAGGAUGCAAGUGAGUGGCUUAUUUUCCAAAAAAUUGUAGCACGAGAUAUAAAAUUCCCGAGCUAUUUUUCGGAGCAAGCCAGGGAUCUCAUCGACCACCUAUUGGAUUUAGAUCCGAUCAAGAGACCGGGCGCCGGAGCUGAGGGCUAUGCAUCCCUCAAGAAUCAUCCCUUCUUUGAUGGGGUUGAUUGGAAGAACAUAAGAACACAAACCCCUCCCAGGCUUGCUUUAGAAGCUUCGACCAAUUCAAACGAGACCGACGAUGGCACCGAGUCCUCUUGGAAUCCUUCACAUAUUGGUGACAGUACAUCGAGACAAAACGAUGGGAAUGCUGGUUCUGCAUCAACUUCCGAAGGAUCAAAUCAUAUUACUCGACUUGCAUCGAUAGACUCCUUCGAUUCAAAAUGGCAACAAUUCCUUGAUCCUGGAGAAUCUGUUCUUAUGAUCUCAAUGGUGAAAAAAAUUCAAAAGCUAUCAAGCAAAAAGGUUCAGCUCAUCCUCACCAACAAACCAAAGUUGAUUUAUGUUGAUCCUUCAAAGCUUAUUGUGAAGGGGAAUAUCAUUUGGUCUGACAAUCCUAAUGAUCUCAACAUUCAAGUGACCAGUCCUUCAAAUUUCAAGAUCUGCACACCAAAAAAGAUUGCCUCUUUUGAGGACGCGAAACAUCGAGCAUGGCAGUGGAAGAAGGCGAUCGAGGGGCUUCAGAAUCGGUGAAUCGUUUGUGUUCGGUGACGCAUUCUUUGGAAGAGUUUAUUUUAAAGAGUAAAAAAAAAAAAAAAAAAUUAGUGGAAGAAAAUAUGAGGUAAUCCCACCCACCCUGCAUCAACCCCAAAAGAAGAAAGCUGGAAGGGAAAGAAGAAGAAAGAGAUGAUGAUAUUCUUAUAUCUUUGGAGUCUUUAUAAUAUGUCCUGCAAUUAAUACAUGUAUUCAAGAAACCUAUCACUCAUCAAUGAAAUUUACUAUUAUAUGAA
Messenger RNA from Cucurbita maxima (winter squash), 1872 nucleotides. RefSeq names its product 3-phosphoinositide-dependent protein kinase 1-like. The transcript has 12 exons. Gene Ontology annotation, molecular function: protein serine/threonine kinase activity; ATP binding. Gene Ontology annotation, biological process: peptidyl-serine phosphorylation; intracellular signal transduction. The record is from RefSeq and is a predicted model, not a curated record. Bases 146 to 1615 code for a protein of 489 amino acids. NCBI's taxonomy places the organism in Eukaryota, Viridiplantae, Streptophyta, Magnoliopsida, Cucurbitales, Cucurbitaceae.